UUUCAAAUAUUUUAAGCAUGGCUUUUUUAAAACAAUUCAAAUUAUUUCUUCAUUCUACGAACAGUACGAACUGCCUUCGAUUUGACACAUCAACAAAAUAUAAUAAAUUGUUUUCAUCUGGAGCUGUUUUUUCAUCUAAUGAAAAUGUAAUUUAUCCAAAUGUUAAAACAUUCAAACACCAACAUAUUACUUUAAUAUCAUUGAAUAGACCAGAUGAUAAGAAUUCAUUAAAUGUGGCAACUUUAAAUGAUUUAAGAAAAGCUAUUACAAAUUUUGAGAAUGAUUCUUCAUCAAAAAUUGGUAUUUUAUAUGGUGAAGGAGGAUCAUUCUGUGCAGGAAUUGACUCUAAUGAAUUUUCCAAGGCGCCACAAAUAUAUGAUGAAUUUUUACAAUCGCAUUGUCAAAAGCCAAUCAUAGCUGCUGUUUCUGGAUUUGCUUAUAAUAUUGGUUUUGAUUUGUGUUUAUGGUGUGAUAUGCGCAUUGUAGAAGAGAAUGCUGUCAUGGCAAUUGAUAGAAAAUUAAAUAUGUCUAAAUCAAAACCAUUUCUUAAGAGGCUUUUAAAAACUAUAGGUUAUUCAAAAACUAUGGAUUUAUUAUUGACUGGCAGAGAUGUAAACUCUAAAGAAGCAUUUGAAAGUGGUCUUGCAAACCGUGUAGUUGCAUGCGGAUCAAGUGUUGGUCAAGCAGUAAAUAUGGCGUUUAAUAUUGGCAAAUUUCCCCAACAAUCAAUUAAUUACGAUAGAAGUGUAAUACAUAAAAUAAUAUCAGAAUAAUAUUGUAAUAUAAAAUUAGUACCAAUCUUACUGUCUUGAAAGGUACGAACAAUGUAUCUUCAUGAAACCACACAUCAUUUUUCAUGUAUAUUAUCAAAAAAAAAAAGAAACAUGAAAACAUGAAAUAGCAAAAACAACUAAGUAUUUUAAAAAUGAUGACCGUUGUAAUGAAUAAAACCUUAUAAAGAGUUGUCAGACUUCAGCAUAAUAUACAACACCCUAUUAAAGUUACCAUUAUUCAUGACAUUUAAGAGAGUUCUUCUAGUUUGAGAUGUUUACUGAGAACUGAAAUAAUGUUUAUUUCCCACUCAUUGUAACACAUGCAAUAUAAUGAAAUAUAAAGUA
Melanaphis sacchari is the source of this 1118-nucleotide messenger RNA. RefSeq names its product probable enoyl-CoA hydratase, mitochondrial. The record is from RefSeq and is a predicted model, not a curated record. The coding region runs from base 18 to 773 and encodes 251 amino acids. The transcript is spliced from 4 exons. NCBI's taxonomy places the organism in Eukaryota, Metazoa, Arthropoda, Insecta, Hemiptera, Aphididae.